Clonostachys byssicola is the source of this 1611-nucleotide messenger RNA. NCBI's taxonomy places the organism in Eukaryota, Fungi, Ascomycota, Sordariomycetes, Hypocreales, Bionectriaceae. The record is from the annotation of a GenBank genome assembly.
AUGGCCAGUUCGGAUCAGCCCACCGAGACUGGCGAUGUGCUGCCUUUGCAUGCUCGAACCGUUGAGGCGGCUCGAGAAUGCCUCGAGCUGGGCAAUUCUUUGAUCCCCGAGAUCAAUCUCCUGGCUUCACGGCUCGAGAAAACGCACAGGCCCUCAACACUUGCAGGUCUGAUUACUUGGGUACGGGGCCUUCAGAAAGACCAGAGGUCUCUGCAACGGCUUGUGGAUGAUGAACUCGGCAGCGCAACUGAACUUCCUGAGACUCAGUUGAAAGCGAUAGCCAAUAAGAUACAGGCCAAUGUGAUUGAUGUCAAGCAUGCGCAUCUCAAAUGGUCCAUCCUCAAACGAUGUCAUUCCUUCCAGGCGUUGAACCAGACUUUCCUUUCAUCUACCAAGGAGUCGCGGCGAGAGGUAGUGUCUUCUCAAGAAUCCAUCUCAGGCCGGGAGAAACAACUCCUUCACCGCACACUCAAAGAGCAGAGCCGUGUUGAGGUAGACGUUGUCGAACGAGGAUCAGAGUGGAUCGAUAUCAAAUCAAUCAGCCUGGACCGUCUGGCCCGUCAAAUGACAGACUCCGGUUGGGGAUGGGGAGACCAUGAACUUGGAGAUGUUCUGGAUGAAGAGGACUGGGGUGAGGUGCCCCUUGCCAAGCAGAUUAAGCGGCUUGUCGAGGCAGCAAAGCGGAACAGGCAUGAGUAUCGGAUUCCCAGAGUCAGGGUUGUGCUCCCUAGAAUACAGACUGAUGCCAACAAUGAUGUCGCGGUGUUUAUAGACCAACUUCGCAACAUCGAUUCUCAGGUUGAAGUCAUCAUCAAUGAUAGCCAGAGCGAUUUUCUCACCAGUGAGCCUCCUCAGCUCGAGACUGCCAUUGAGAAUCUCGCGGGAGAUGAACUUGCCGGUCUGACACCGGUUCUCAACAUGGACCACACCAUCCUCAUAGAUCUCAUCUCCGACAUCACUCAUUAUAAUCUUGAGCCCCAGCCCUGGCAAGCAUCGACAACUCAGGCCCAGAUCAAGGAAGAGAAUCGGCAUCCAGAUGGGCUUAUGGCGCCCACUCUGUAUCCAUUGCUGCGAGGUCGCAAACUCAUCUGUACCAAGGAAGCAGCCGAGCACUUCCAUGAAGUUCUGAGCACCGUCGGUACAAACACUGAAAGACAGCGCGGGCACCUCCUCGUACCCAGGGAUCCCGAGACACUCGCCCUGUCACCCUCUGACAUCCACGCCAAGUUCUCCUCCCUUUCCGUCCGCCCACCUCCUGCCGAUCUGCAAAUUCCAGUCACCAUCCUACCUGACCCCACCGAUUUCCAAGCUGCCGUGAAAGAAGGCAGACUUCCCGAGGUGGCGCUCGACGUUGCCCGCUGCGGCGGGUUCAAGAGCUCCAAGCUAUCCAUUUACAUGCACGGAUGGGCGGAGGGUAUUACGACUAUUACGAGUAACAAGGAGAUCAGGGGCCACAUACGGACGUGGGUUGAGGCGCACCGGCGGACCGAGGACGACGUUGGACCGAGCAUUUAUAGGGUUGAUGUGACUCGGAACCUGCUCGCCAAGGCCGCUACGCCUCCGGAGAAUUGGCCUGAUGAGGGUCAUGAGAAUGGAGAUGAUGGAAGUUAA